AUGAUUGAAGUCUAGAUUGAUGAUCCUAUUCCAAAUUCAUUUAAUCAAGAUUUUGAGUCUUAGAAAAUGAUGAAUGACCUAAUGAAAGAAAAAAUGUUUAAGAAUGAUAGCUACAUAUAUGUUGAAGACAUUAGAUCAAAAGAACUUGCUGGAAUAUUUGUUGUUUUCGACUAAGAUUAGCCACAAGAUUCAAUUCCGUUUUAUUCAGAUAGAUACAAAAGUAUGAUCACUUCACUAGUUGAAACAACAAAAAAUGCUAAAGAAAAUCAUCCAGAACUUUUUACCGAUGAGACUAAGAAAAUGCGUGUUCGCCUAAUAAUUGUAUUUCGAGAGCAUAGAGGCAAAGGAAUUCUUAAUCAUAUGUAUAAUGCAUUCGAGAAUAUCGCUGAAUCUAGAGGCUUUAAUACGAUUCAUAUGACUUGUGGAGCUCCUGAGACUUUUCAUCUCUGCAAAAAAUUUGGGUAUUAAACUUUAGGAGAAUUCAGAUAUUUAGGUCUAGAACCUGAAUUAUUGCAAUAUUUUAAGCCAUCUGAUGAGAUUAAAAUGAAAUUUCGAGGAGAAGAUAUGAGAAUAUAAUAUAAUGUCAAGAUUAUAUAGAAACAAAGGGAAGAGUAAGUUUUAGAUUAGAUUGAAUGA
This is a messenger RNA of Stylonychia lemnae, 636 nucleotides long. The record is from the annotation of a GenBank genome assembly. NCBI's taxonomy places the organism in Eukaryota, Ciliophora, Spirotrichea, Sporadotrichida, Oxytrichidae.